Orbicella faveolata is the source of this 2987-nucleotide messenger RNA. RefSeq names its product RYamide receptor-like. Gene Ontology annotation, biological process: G protein-coupled receptor signaling pathway. Gene Ontology annotation, cellular component: membrane. Lineage: Eukaryota; Metazoa; Cnidaria; Anthozoa; Scleractinia; Merulinidae. Gene Ontology annotation, molecular function: G protein-coupled receptor activity. The record is from RefSeq and is a predicted model, not a curated record.
UUUUUGGUCCUUCUCCGAGUGCCGAGUGCCUUAAUUUGUUCAACCAGCCGAUUCAACUCCUGUUCGCUUGAAUUCGCAUAUUUCUUAGGUGGAGGCCUGGCAAAAACUUAAGCUCGAAAUUUGGUUGUUCACAGAAAAAAUCUUCCCCAUCUCCGGAAGAAUUAUUAGACUUUUCCAUAUUUUAGGAGAAGAAAAAUAAGAAUUAUCUUUUACAAAGUGUCAAAAUCGAUAACAACAUUGCCGAAAGUACAAAUAAACAAACUGACGUGAACGUGCAACCCACGGACAAAUGGGUCGAGCGUAUUAGCCAAUCAGAACGCGCGCCUCGCUAAGGCUAUGUUAUAACAUGUAAAUAAAGUGACUUUACUAAGUAAGCAGAAUUAGGUACAUCCGGAGCGGAAAAAGAAACCGAAUGGCGAUGUCGGACAAUGUAAAUUUAACUAUGAAUGGAGCACAGCCAUCUAACUGCUUCAAUCCAAUAGCAGAAAAAAUUGGAAUGACCUUUGCUUACUGCCUGAUUUUCAUUGUUUCUUUGGCUGGGAACGCCACCAUCGGAAUAAUUGUCUACAAGACGCAAACCAUGAGAAAACCUAUCAACUUUUUCAUUGUAAACAUGGCCAUGUCCGAUCUGCUGGUUCCGAUGAUUUGGAUCCCUACGGGAAUACAAAAGCUCUAUAUAGACUCCUGGCUGAUCGGUGGUCCUCUUGGCCAGGCCUUAUGCAAGCUGGUUUCCUUCUUCAAAGAUGUUUCCGUUCUUGUGUCUAUUCAGAGCCUGGUUCUGAUAGCAGUGGAUCGAUUUGGUGCUGUGGUAUAUCCUCUCCGUUCUCCACUCAUCAGUUCAAAGACGUGCCCGUUAUUCAUUAUCGCAUCUUGGAUCGUCGCGAUAGCUGUUAACUCCCCAAAGCUCUUAGUUUACAAACUUGUUAAAUAUCCAGAAAAACUGGUUUGUAAGCGGCGUUGGAAUGAAGUGUUUGGAGAGUCCUCAUCUCAUGAGAAUUACCUCUUGUCUUUUACAGUUGUAUUCAUGUUUAUCCCGUUGGUGUUGAUAGCCAUACUUUACAUUAUCAUCUAUCUAAAGCUCAAGUCACAGAAGAUCCCAGGCGAGCAAUCAGCCAACGCUGGACAACAACGCCAACAAAGGGAGCGAAACGUGUUAAAGAUGGCCAUUGCUAUAGUGUUAGGGUUUGCAAUGUGCUGGCUUCCUCUCGCUAUUUGGAUUAUUCUCGUCUCGUUUACGGACACCAUCAUAUGGUCGAAUUGUGCCUUCCGAUAUUUUUUUUUAUAUUGUCAAUUUCAUGGCUCUGGUAAAUUGUGCCAUAAAUCCUUGUAUCUGUUUUAUUUUCAGCGGAAAUUAUCGUAAAGAGCUUAAGGCUCUCGUUAAAUAAAUUAUUUUGACUUCCGCCGUAGCUGAUGAUGCUUAUGUACAGUGGUGAUUUUCAUUCGACCUAAAACUCGUAACAACCUAAAUUCAAAACUGCUUUUUAUUUGACUAAAUGUAAACUAUGGCUGAAAGAAACUUUGUAGAACGGCUUUAAACCUUUCUUUGGACACUGACUUUGCCAUCCUUUUGUAGUUAUUCUGCACGCUCGAUUUGUAAUUUCUUAACUUCAUGGGACAUUUUCAGCCGUCUUAAGCCGCGCAAAUAAUAUUUAUUUCAAUACCGCUUUUUGUGUGGCUCAAUAUGCGGCUGAUAAACCUCCAUAUUCAAGAAAACCCCCGGUGUUUUAUUCUCUGCUGAGCUCAUUAUAUAUUUGUUUGCCACCUGUUUCUGAAGCCACCUGUUUUUUGAUCGCUCAUUGUUUUUGCUUCAUUAGUAGGACUCAGUCGGGAGAUAUUUCCUAACAGGAGUUGAGGUCCAUAAGGUCCGAGAGGCGCAAAACCGCAUAUAACCGGAGGGUCGCUGAGAAUAAACUAAAUGUCCCAUUGCCGCGCGCAAACUACAUUACAAUCGAAGGAAACUUAUAAAGAAGUCGUGGAUACAUUGCUUACAAAAUGAAGAGGACUCCUUUGAUCAGCUACUAUAUGCUUGACCGGGUUUUCAAAAUAACACGGUCAUGAAAAAAGUCAAAAUAAUUCUGCCCUUGAAGCACAAUAUAUUCAGGAUUUUGUUUAUUACAAUUUAAACGUUUAUCCCACUCCUAACACCUCUGUGGUCUUUACAAAUUUCCCGGAACACCUUGACCUGCGGGAUGUUUGCGUUACCGUAGAUAGAUUUGUUUAUAUCCAGCUUUGUAACUGCGUUUCUUAUUGUUUGUCACAAGAAAGUUAUGGUUGGAUACUAUGGACUUAUAAGUUGUCCUACUUAUGUUUCCAAUUGUUUUGUUUUGGUUUGUUUUGUUAUGAUUGAUUCAUAAUUUUGCUGAUAUAGUGCUAGCCCGAGAGUGCUAGGAGGUUCUUUCAUAGUUUUACUCAUAAUAUUCACUCACAAAUUAAGGCUCGCUAUCUGGCCAGCUGGAAGUUAUAAACUCCCUUUGAGCUUAGAGGAUUCACGAGCUAGUGUCUCAGGAAGUUCAAAAAGACUCUUCGCAGUCAAUAUCCACACACAUUGCAUCUCUUCUCGUGGAUAAAUUAGCAAUGAAUGUCUAAAAUGCUAUACUUCCCGUCUGAUAAAACUGCACCUUGAGUCAACUAUAGGGAGUUCCCUCAGCUUGAUGCAAAACAAAAUAAAAAGGGUAUUGCAGAUUGUAAUGUGGACAGUAAAAAUAACAAUGGUUUUCUUUCUUGGAAACGGAAAUCACAGUAUUUUAUCCCUAUCUUGGCAAUUGUUUUUGUUCAUUUCACUAGCAAUGCAGAAAUAUUCAAAACGAUUGUUGACAGGUACAAUUGAUAUUUAUUUCAAGUCUUGAUUCCAAUUGUUUACAUAUCUCGUUUCUAGAAGAAAAAUGAACUCAUACGUACAUCACCAGCCACUAUGCCUGCUUGACAUGGCUUGUGUUUGGCAUGAUUGGAGAGUAAAUCUCUCUCGCAAAAAGUAGAUCUACGCAGAC